CUUCGUUCGCGUUUCUCCCAGCCCAUCUUGCGUGAACAAUCGCAUCUUGCUCGCCAUGAUCACCAUCGACGAUCUGAUGAGCUGCAGCAGCGGCGGCGGUGGGGCUCCGGUGGUUCCUAGCGACGACGGGCAGGUGGCGACGACGUCGUGGCAGCAAAUGAUGGCGGUGGGCGACCACCAACUGACGGUGUCCAGGAUCCGGGCGGCGGUGUCCAUGCUCGGCCGCCGCACGGGCCACGCGCGCUUCCGCCGCGGCCCCGUCGCCGUGGCGGACGGCCACCCGCCGUCGUCGUCGGACCACCACCAGCAGCAGCCGUCGGGGAGCUCGGCGCUGGGCUUCGUCAAGAAGGGGUGCGAUGAGGCGGCGCCAAGCGCGUCGGCCUCGGGGGGCAGCUCGUCGCUCCCCUCGACGACGACGCCGACGAGCCUUACCGCCGGUGGCGAAGGGAGCGUGUCCAACGGCCGCGUGCAGGGCCGCUUUCCUCUGAUGAGCGGCAGCGCCACCGGCAAAGCGGUAUCGAUGCAGCAGCAGCCUGCCGCCUCCGAUUAUUACCCCUCCGGCGGCGCCGCGCUGAGAAGCAAGUCCCACGGCGGCCGCGCGCGCUCCGAGAACGACGCCGGCGGCAAGGCGGCGCACGCCGGCCUCUGCCACUGCUCCAAGAAACGGAAGUCGCGCGUGAGGCGGAUGGUCCGCGUGCCGGCGAUCAGCUCCCGGAACGCCGACAUCCCGCCGGACGACUACUCCUGGCGCAAGUACGGCCAGAAGCCCAUCAAGGGCUCGCCGUACCCACGCGGGUACUACAAGUGCAGCACGGUGCGCGGGUGCCCGGCGCGGAAGCACGUGGAGCGCGACCCCGGCGAGCCGGCGAUGCUCAUCGUCACCUACGAGGGCGACCACCGCCACGACGGCCAGCAGGACCGGGGGGCCUCCGCCGCCGCUGCCGCCACGCAGCCUGAGCACACGGCGACGUCCACUUGAAGACGAAGCUCAUUCAAAGUCUCCGGCCUCUUUACUUUUGCCCAGUAGAAAUUUAUUGGAGUCGUCUGUGUAUGUACACAUGUAGUUUCUUCCUCCGGUUCUGUUCAAACGGUCGCGUCGCCGUCGCUUGUAGAGGAAAUUCAGGGGAACGGAAGAUAGGACACGGUGUUUGAAAAUUUGACCAUGCGUGCGCGUAACUUGUCAAGGUUUGUCCGGCUUGGGUUGUUGAGAGUUUUGUUCGACGCGCUAAGUGGCGUUAGUAGUCAAAAGGGAGAUCUGUGGUCGGUCCCGGAGGACAGGGACAGUACACGUCACUGAAACCGGAGGUGGGACUACUGCAAACAAUGGAUAUAUCACUGGAUAUUUGCUAAUAGAGUUAAUGUGUAGCACAAA
This is a messenger RNA of Setaria italica (foxtail millet), 1372 nucleotides long. RefSeq names its product WRKY transcription factor WRKY51. NCBI's taxonomy places the organism in Eukaryota, Viridiplantae, Streptophyta, Magnoliopsida, Poales, Poaceae. Bases 56 to 979 code for a protein of 307 amino acids. The transcript has 3 exons. Gene Ontology annotation, biological process: regulation of DNA-templated transcription. The record is from RefSeq and is a predicted model, not a curated record. Gene Ontology annotation, molecular function: sequence-specific DNA binding; DNA-binding transcription factor activity.